AUUUUAUGAAGUGUCAAACUGAAUUUUAGCUCUUACAUAAAUACGAUAGCCAACAAUAUUUAUUUUUCUAUCGCUGUGAAUAGCACGAGAAGAAAAAUGUUCACAACAAUAUUACGCCGAAUUUCACAAGUCGCUUCAACUCAACGAGUUGCUGUCGCAGGCUAUUGCCAAAAAAUCUACAAGGUGCCAUCAGACGAUGUGAGCAAUGCCACUAAAUUCAAAGAAGCGCCCAUUGUUGAUAACACCAAAAUUCUUGAAGAUGAACAAAUCUUACGUGAACGAGAAAAUCAAUCAAAAUAUUUGACGAUCCCCGUAGAAAAAGAUUUAACGGCAAUCUCUGGCGUUCCAGAAGAGCACGUCAAAACAAGACGCGUUCGUAUUUGUCUGCCAGCUAAAAAUUCCAUGCAAAGUGGCACGAACAACUUAGAUUAUUGGAAAAUCGAAUUUGAUGCACGCGAACGAUGGGAAAAUCCUCUUAUGGGCUGGAGCUCGACUGGUGAUCCUUUGUCGAAUUUACAAGUGGAGUUCGGAACCAAGGAAGAGGCGAUUGCACAUUGUGAAAAGUAUGGCUGGAAAUGGUAUGUUGAUGGUGAAGAAAAAAAAUCCGUCAAACGCACCAAGAACUAUGGCAUUAACUUUUCAUGGAAUAGACGUACUCGUGUCUCAACCAAAUAAGAAUGUUCAAACAUCUGUGUGAAUUUAACAUUGCAAACAUGAAAUGGGAAUAAAAACGCAAACUCUAGAAUAAUGCAAA
This is a messenger RNA of Contarinia nasturtii (swede midge), 754 nucleotides long. RefSeq names its product NADH dehydrogenase [ubiquinone] iron-sulfur protein 4, mitochondrial (gene ND-18). The record is from RefSeq and is a predicted model, not a curated record. The transcript is spliced from 5 exons. Bases 97 to 675 code for a protein of 192 amino acids. Gene Ontology annotation, biological process: electron transport chain. NCBI's taxonomy places the organism in Eukaryota, Metazoa, Arthropoda, Insecta, Diptera, Cecidomyiidae.